UCUCACGCGGGGUCACCUGCGUCUGACCUGUGUCUGACCUGUAUGUGACGCCGACGCGGCACGUUCCGAGGGGGGAACGAGAGCUUUAAUUCAGUAACAGUAUUCAAAGGUUCGGGACACGCUCAAGACCCAAGUCGUUUUCUACCUGACCGUAGAUGUAAGCCGCGAGUCCUCGUCGUCGCCUCGAGCAAACUGGCAGGAUAUUCAUCGUACGUUCGACGUUGCUCCUCCCGAGGGAAACAGAGCCCGUACGUGCGAGUUCUAGGUUAUAGAGGCCACCGUUCUCAGCCCAAUGUAAACCCAAUGUGAACGGCAAGAUUGCGAUCAGUCAGUUCGGUCAGUUCGGAAGCUUAGCGAGCCUUAUGUAUUGGAACAGAACGGCGGCCGGUGGUGUGCGCGAAGAAAUGCCGCUAAGCUCGAUCAGUCAUACCGCGAGCACCACCACCACCGACACAGUGGAAAGUGUGAAUCCUGGCACGAGCACGCAGAUAACAUCGACCUGCUGCACCGUCCUACCACCACCGCCUUAUCAUAAUAUUAAUUUACCCCUUGGUCAUCCCUCUACGUUGACCAAUGAACGUGGUGCACCACCCUCCUAUGAGGAAGCGAUAGAUCCUAAUGCUCCACCGCCUUCUUACGAUUCCCUGUUUGGUCGUAUGAGGGAGGCUCGCAAAGUUUCGAAAGGCAUAUUCGAUUUCUUGAAGAAUAUCAUCUUCCUACUCUUGGGUACAAUCGGCUGUACCAUCAUUCUUGGGGUAACAAUAGUGGUACCGAUUUGUAUGAUGGUCAUCGGGGGACUGUAUCUGUACGAUUGCCCACAGGGUGAAUACAUUCCCGUAUACUUGUUAGUGGGUGGUGGAUUCGGAGUAUUUAAACAAUUGUUACACUUGUCAGCUAGAGUGAGACAGCGUCAGGAAGAGAGAGACGAAGAAAGGAUAAGGCAAUCACCUACACAGACUCUGAUCAAUUGUUUUAUGCUCGGAUGGUUCAUUAUUGGCUCGAUGUGGGUGUACAAAGAGUACGAGCCGAAUUAUGACCCGGCGCUGGGCAAGCACUGCAACAAAACGCUGUACUUGUUCGCCUUCUGGCUGAUCACGUCGGUCUACAUAUGCCUGGGCGUCGUGACGGCCGGCCUGUGCAGUAUUUCCGUAGCUAGUAUCGCGUUUCAGAGAUCGCCGCCGCAGGUCUGAGACAGCGCGGCAUCGUGCUCGUGUUCAAAUCUCUGAGAUGACGUAACAACACAACCGCCAGGACCAUCCGUAUUUAACAAACGUCUGGGAGUCGCGCGGCUUAACCGUAUUUAUCCGAUGAAGACACGCAGCUCACGCGGUUGUACGCGUGCUACCCGCGUUUUACGCGGGAACGACGAAUCUCGAAAGAGGGAGCGCCGUCUCGCGUUACCGUGGCCCUCGUGAUCAUGGGAACUCGCCAACACCACCGCUCCCCCCUCCCCUGGUCGUUGAACACGGAUCGCUCAUUCUUUUAUAUACGCCGGACGCGCCAAUAAUCGGGAUCGGAAGUUUCAAAUACGGAGCGGAUCUCCAGUUUGUAUAUAGAGAUACGGAUGUACGUGUUGUAAACGUUGAGAAAUCUCAUUCUGGGAGCAAACCGACGAGUGUAGUCGCGCUCGGCCGCGACGUCGUCUUGUCGCCGACGAAACGAGUCGCUUCGCAGAGAACGAACGAAAAAGAAAAAAAGGAAAAAAAACAAGAGAGAGAAAGAAGACAAGCAAAGAAGAGGGCGCAAAAAUUUCGUCCACGUUUACGUACCUGAGAUGCUUAAACGACUAUUUCGAAAGAAAUCGUUGGCACGUUAAACGCACAUAGAGUAAUCGCGCGGCGCGCGAUAUGAAAUUUCAGACGGAAGAUCGUCGUCGUCGUCGUCUGAAGGACGAACGGCUGUCGUUCGCGCGAAAAGAGGCGCGCAAUUAUCUCUCCUUAGUUAACUCUCAACCGACGCGGUAGCGUCGUGACGCCAAGUACAUAAAAAUCGAUUCGACUUUGUCGAGAUUGCACUCCCCCGGAGGGAAAUCGGAGAAUACACGGACACAUCAACGUCAGUUCCCUCGUCUCUCUCUCUCUCUCUCUCUCUUUCUCUCUCUCUCUCUCUCUUUCGUCCGCGCACAGCCCUCCAGGACAGCCGGCUGAGAACGAGAGGAGGCGAGGGGGAAAGCGGAGUAGUCGCUUCGACCGGAUUUAAGGGCUGUGUGUCGCGUUAAUUCGCGGAUUCUCGAAUCUUGUGCCAAGUGGACGCGCGGAGUUGCAGACCAAAGUAUUUUGCUAUGACGGUGUUGUUCGCGCCAGCGCGUUGCGUGCGUGCGUGCGCUACGACGCGUUUCUAUGUAAUAACGAGAUAAAGACCCGUUCUCUCCCCUUCACUUCCUACCCCUCAUAUACACACACACACACACACACACACACACACACACACACACGUACAUACUAUACCUUCUCCUCCUCCCUCACGGAAUUCCUCCCUCGCCGCGGCGGGUUGGUGGUGCGCGCGCGACUCGCGCACCACGCUUACGGCGACGCUUCGAUACCGACCGGUCUAACUCACCGUAACUCCGCGGUAAUAAAUGUUAGUCAUCUGCAUCGACGCUAAUCGACCGUUUCUCCUCUCUCGACUUCUUAUCUAUGUUAAGCAUCCUACGGAUUUUACGGACAAUGUACAGUCGAAGUACGCACUCCGCUUACUCGUGGCGUAACUUAUUCUUAAAAGACUGCGAUCUCGCGCGACAAUUUAUAUUUAUUCACCCUCUCCUCCGUCCUUCUACGCAUCUAUAUAGAUCUCCAUGGAUCUGCCCUUUUUGUGUCUAUACAUGUGUACGAUUAAUUUUGUUAAUUUUUCUCUUCUUAGAGAAGAUCGACUACAACAGGAAAGUACGGGCGAUGUUGUAUGACGUUUUUUUUUUUCUUCUUUUACCUUUCUCCCGACGUGCGUCUAUCCUGUAAAGACUAAAAAAACGACAGUAUUUGUCAGUAUUGCUGAUUUUUCGAAGGAAAAGAGAAAAGAAAAAGAAGGCCACGCCCCACGUCGUCGUCGUCGACGCGGCGUGGACUUAUUUGUAAUUUAAUUGAAACGAUUGUAUUAUGAAGUGUAUUAUGAAGAAUAGCCGUUGUAAAUAUUACCAUUCCUUCUACUUUCGUACGACUUGAUCCGCUUCUCCGACUCGAGUUUAGUCUUCCUCACCCAGUCCGUUUGUAAGAACAUGAUUAUUACGAGCGUAGGAUUAGACUUAAGCGUAGAGGUAGACCAUAGACGUGAGGCGGGCGUAGGCACAGGCGCGCGUGAUCGCGCCUGUGACGAUGCGACGAAUCUCGCUGUAAUAUGCUUGUGCGCGUAACGAUUAACAAUAACCGAGCUUGAUGCAUCCAAUUGUGCAUAAAUGUAAUACGAUACAGGCAGACAGACAGACACACAUGCGCGCGCGCGCACACGCAUACACAUAUUACCAAAUUUUUAUCGUGCAACAAUUACAAGCUUAUUACACACGCAAGUUGCGAUAAAACAGGCGAUACGGGAAAUUGGCGAUGAUUCCUCGCGCGGAGAUAAAUCGAAGAGGCGGAAUGAACGUCGUCUCGUGCGAGGUUUCUGUGCUGUGUUCCCGAACGACGGAAGCUCAUUCAACGCUCCUGAUUUAUUCUCACGACGCCAAGCCGCGAUAUGCUAUUCGUAUUUCCUUUCUCGGCUUCUCGCCGCGAAUUGGCUCGCGCACGAUUCGAUCGCGCGCGCGCGCGUCAACAUCGCGUUCAGCCACGCACGAACUGGGGAUUAUUGUAAAUAAUACGAUCUAAAUGUAUGAUUAUCGAUCGAGCGGAUAUAUACGUGUUUACGUUGCAUUUAUUACGCUAUUAUAAAAGUGACGAGAUUAAUUUACGAUAAUGUAAUUGCAUUCCUAUGCUCUAUGCAUGGCAUAAAAGCAUAACGCACACUUGUUGUUACAAUUUCCUAAAUAAAGCGCUUGAAAAUCA
Messenger RNA from Dinoponera quadriceps, 3974 nucleotides. RefSeq lists its product as uncharacterized. Lineage: Eukaryota; Metazoa; Arthropoda; Insecta; Hymenoptera; Formicidae. The transcript is spliced from 4 exons. The coding region runs from base 363 to 1190 and encodes 275 amino acids. The record is from RefSeq and is a predicted model, not a curated record.